This is a messenger RNA of Lichtheimia ornata, 1077 nucleotides long. RefSeq lists its product as uncharacterized. Gene Ontology annotation, biological process: zinc ion transmembrane transport. The record is from RefSeq and is a predicted model, not a curated record. Bases 1 to 1077 code for a protein of 358 amino acids. The transcript is spliced from 7 exons. NCBI's taxonomy places the organism in Eukaryota, Fungi, Mucoromycota, Mucoromycetes, Mucorales, Lichtheimiaceae. Gene Ontology annotation, cellular component: plasma membrane. Gene Ontology annotation, molecular function: zinc ion transmembrane transporter activity.
AUGUCAAUCGACAACGAACGCACUCCUUUAAUUCAACACCAUGACCACCAUCGGGCUUCCAACACAUCGGGCUCCAUUACACCCUCCUCGUCAAUGACCGCUUGUGCAAACGGUGCAGCCAAAAACGUCCAAGAAGCACGGUCCACAAAACGAAAGCUAUGGUUUGCCGUUUCUUUGGCCUGCAUGUUCUUCGUCACCGAACUUGUAGCAGGUUACUUUGCAAACUCAUUAGCUCUCAUGUCGGAUGCCUUUCACUUGUUAUCUGAUGUGGCAAGUUUCUUUGUGGCAUUAAUCGCUAUUUAUUUGGCCGAACGUCCGCCUACAAAACGCCAUACAUAUGGUUUCCAUCGUGCCGAAGUCAUUGCCGCUGUAAUCUCGGUCAUUACUAUUUGGGUGCUGACAGCAUUUCUCGUCCAUGAAGCUAUUCAACGAGUGUUGUAUCCACAAGAGAUUAACGCACCUUUGAUGUGUGUCACAGCCGCCAUUGGUGUAGGUGUGAACGUAAUCUUGGCCAUCGUUCUUGGAGGACAUCAUCAUCAUCACCACCAUGACGAAGAAGAUCAUAAUGGACAUCAUCAUGAUGAAAACAUCAACUUGCGUGCUGCUGCAUUACAUGUUCUGGGAGAUCUAUUGGCAUCCGUCGGUGUCUUGAUUUCCUCAGUGGUGCUGUUGUUUAAACCCACCUUCACCAUCGUUGAUCCCAUUUGCACGUUCGUGUUUGCACUUAUUGUCCUUUAUACCACGUUUCAUUUGAUUACCGAUUCCGUGGGUGUGCUGAUGGAAGGAGCCCCUGGUCACCUGAAGCCUGAAGCCAUCAUCAAAUCUCUCACAGCUAUUCCAGGCGUCAUUGCUGUUCAUGACUUGCAUGUGUGGACAUUGUCACCGGGUAAAACAUCUUUGACGGCACAUAUUUUGGUAGAAAAGGAUGCCCAAACCCAAUACGAUGAUGUACUCUACAAGAGCCAACGAGUUGUAUGUGAUGAAUUUGGUGUCCAUCAUUCCACGCUUCAAAUUGAAUCGGAAGAAGCUCGGUUCACGAGUCAUUGCCGACCAGAAAUCUGCAGCGCCAGGGUGUAA